CGUGGCAGGGCCCACCCAACGAUUAUUGCUUAAGGAGUCUCGAAAACAUACAAAUCAAGAUCCCCACCAAAGCCAUUUACCUUCCUCUUACACAUAGAAUUCCGAUAUACAUCCCGAUUCCGGUUGCGAUUUCAAAAUCCCAACCAAAAACCGAUUCUUCAUCGCUGUUGAACUGAAUCCAUCCAAUUCCGAUAUAUUAUAUUCUAUCGUAAUAUUUGGAAUGCAGAGCCAGAUAGUGUGCAACGGGUGUAGAAGCCUUCUUAUGUACCCGAGUGGAGCAACCAAUGUCUGCUGCGCCGUGUGUAAUACCAUCACUUCUGUGCCUCCUCCAGGUAUUUUUGAACCAUCUAAUGUUCUCCACUAGCUCCCUUACUUUCAUCAGCUAUAGAGAGACUUUUGAAUUGCGAGUAAUGGAAAUGUCCCAACUGAUAUGUGGAGGUUGCCGCACAUUGUUGAUGUAUACCCAUGGUGCUACAAGUGUGAGAUGCUCUUGUUGUCAUACAGUGAAUCUUGCUCCAGCACCCAACAUUGCUCAUGUCAAUUGUGGGAAUUGCCGCACAACCCUGAUGUACCCAUAUGGUGCUCCAUCUGUCAAAUGCGCUGUUUGUCAGUAUGUCACAAAUGUCAAUAUGGGUAAUGCUAGGGUCCCCAUUCCCAUGCAUCGCCCAAAUGGAGCACCCACUUCAGCAUCAAUGCCCUCUAGCUCAGCAGCAUUACCCAAUUCUCAGAGCCAAACUGUUGUCGUUGAAAAUCCCAUGUCAGUUGACAAGAGUGGCAAAUUGGUAAGCAACCUCGUUGUCGGUGUUACAAUGGACAAAAAAUGACUAAACGAUUUGAUUUGGUUGAUAGCUGCUUUAUUAGAAAGCCUGGAACAGAUUAUAAUGAUUUCAUCAGUUGGCACAUCCGGAAUCAAGAUGUGGUUUUUUAUUCUAAAGAGAGUUUCAUAUUGGCAUUGCCACUUUCUAGAACUUGUAUUGUAUUGUUAUUGGAAAUGUGAGAGUUACGAGUAUACUGAUAUGAUACUGAUAUUUGUGUGGACAUUGGAGGAAAAGGAAAAUAAAGUUGUAUGUUUAUAUA
Molecule: messenger RNA, 1077 nt
Organism: Olea europaea var. sylvestris
Lineage: Eukaryota; Viridiplantae; Streptophyta; Magnoliopsida; Lamiales; Oleaceae
Product: protein LSD1-like
Exons: 8
Coding region: 285-824 (179 amino acids)
Source: RefSeq, a predicted model, not a curated record